AUGGAAGAAUUGAACAAAUGGUUGUUAGAAAGGGAGCGUGAAAAUAUGGAAGAGCUCGAGCGGAUUCAAGCUACAAACUCUCAAGCGGCUUCAAUGGUGGUGCAAUAUCAAUUAUCGGAGACACCUAGAGGGCGUGGUUCAAGACCUGGCCGUGCCCCAAAUGUCGAAAGACAUAGAGAAGUCCGAGGUCAUUUUCUCCUGGAGGAUUAUUUUGUCGAACGUCCAGUGUACGACGAAGCAGGCUUUCGAAGGAGGUACAUAAUGCAAACACAUGUCUUCCAACGCAUAAUGGAGGAUCUUUGCAACCUCGAUAGUUUUUGGGGGCAAAAAUCAGAUGCCACUGGAAAAAUGGGAUUGCUUCCCGAACAAAAAAUGACAGGUGCCCUGAGAAUGCUUGCGUACGGUGCAGCUGCUUAUCAAUGUGAUGAAAUCACUAGAAUGGGAGCUUCUACGGCGCUGAAAUGUCUGAAGAAGUUCUGUAGACAAGUCGAGUUUCUUUACGCUGGGUGGUUCAUUCGUCCUCCAAAUCCUGCUGACUUACAUAGGCUUCUCAAUAGAGGACAACGCCGUGGGUUUCCAGGCAUGAUUGGAAGCAUCGAUUGCAUGCAUUGGGAGUGGAAGAAUUGCCCAACUGGCUGGGCUGGAGCUUUCUCAGGUCGAAAGGGUAGACCAACUAUUAUUCUUGAAGCAGUGGCGUCUUACGAUAUGCAUAUAUGGCAUGCUUUCUUUGGAACCCCUAGAGCUCAAAAUGACCUCAACGUUCUUGGUGCAUCUAAUGUGUUCGAGCAUGUCAUAGGUGGAACUGCUCCUCUGGUUGAGUUUGAGGUCAAUAACAAAAGGUACACUAAUGGUUAUUACCUUGCUGAUGGAAUAUACCCGAGGUGGUCAACUUUUGUCAAAACAAUAUCGAAUCCCAGAACAGAAGAGGAGAAACACUUUUGCAAAAAACAAGAGGCUUACCGCAAAGAUGUGGAAAGGUGUUUUGGUAUCCUCCAAUCUCGAUGGGCCAUACUGCGUCAUGGUGCUAGGUUGUUUAAACUGGAGGAUCUUCGAGCCAUCAUGAUAAGUUGUAUCAUUCUUCAUAACAUGAUUGUGGAGGAUGAGUUUGUUGAGGAAGAAUUUGCGGAGCCUGAAGAAGCUGAUCUAAUGAAUCCAGCAAUGGCAACCGUCUAUGAUCGGCCUGUGCAUCCUGAUACUGGAGAGGCUAUUCCUUUCGAACCAGUGGGGAGAGAUGGACAGAAUCUUCCUUCAUUCAUGGAUCGUGAAUUUCAGGUAGAGUCGGCCUACCUCCACAAAUGCCUACAAGAUGAUUUGGUGAUGCACAACUGGAACAUGGAUGGUAACUGA
Messenger RNA from Rosa rugosa (rugosa rose), 1347 nucleotides. RefSeq lists its product as uncharacterized. The coding region runs from base 1 to 1347 and encodes 448 amino acids. The transcript has a single exon. The record is from RefSeq and is a predicted model, not a curated record. NCBI's taxonomy places the organism in Eukaryota, Viridiplantae, Streptophyta, Magnoliopsida, Rosales, Rosaceae.